Messenger RNA from Nannizzia gypsea CBS 118893, 2547 nucleotides. RefSeq names its product TBC1 domain family member 10A. NCBI's taxonomy places the organism in Eukaryota, Fungi, Ascomycota, Eurotiomycetes, Onygenales, Arthrodermataceae. The record is from RefSeq and is a predicted model, not a curated record. The coding region runs from base 1 to 2547 and encodes 848 amino acids. The transcript is spliced from 2 exons.
AUGGCAACUACCGCGCCCUCUGAGCCAGUGCUAUCACCGCCGGCAUUGUCAUCUCCGGGCCCAUCCUCCUACGCGGAGUCCGUUAAUUUCGAACCUCCCUCCUUUGUGGCAACUCUCGAGGACCCGAAACUUCGAGACAAACUAGAUGUCCAGGCUGAAACGACACCGGAACCACUUAGUCGGCCAUCGUUCUCUGGCUCCUUCAGGAGCUUCAAUGCCAACGCCCGCCCUUCUUCUGCCUGGUCGCGAAUCACUUCCUCUGCCUUUGCCUCAAAAGAGCGUCGCGCGACUGUCUCUGCCGGGAAACAUUCGCUGAAUCUCGCGAGAAGCAAACAGAGCGUCGAUAGUGAUAUACCCAGCAUCAUUAUAGACGAAGCCCCCAAUCGACCCAGUUCAAGAAGAUCUUUGUCUGAAAGAAAAUGGAGCUCGGUGCGCGGUACUAGAGGUGAGGUAGCUCUAAGGAAACGAUCUGGUAUAUCCAGCCUUAGCUCUAGUAAUAUCCCACCAGUUCCCCCAAUCCCACCCUUCCAAGGCAUCAAGAUGGAUAUUCCCAGCCCGUCGUUGGGUGAUAUCACCAGCUCUACGAUUGACGAGACAAACGAGUGGAGUCCUCCCACAGCAUCCAACCCGAAGCUGCUCAGUGCAGAUGAAGCACACACAAUCUCACCUACCAGGAAAGUGAGCUCCUCGAGUAUGCGGAAUUCCAGCACACGUCGGAUUCGAUCCGCGAAUUCGCUGAGGGUUGUGAGAUCAGGAAGUGGAAGCGGGGGUAAUAUUCGUACCCUAUCAGUGGAUGAAGAGAUGUUGUCCCGAAAAGUGAGGUUGAUGUAUGAAAAAGGCGAGGAUUUCAUUAGCGAGGCGGAACUGAGCCAAGCUUUAGAUGAGGAUGAGAGCAUUCUUAUGGACAAGGAUACGGAGAAAGAAGCCUUCGAAAAUGUUGACGAUUCGCCUACAAACGGAAAUUCAGCCUCUACUGAUCCUACAAGUGAGAAGUCGGAAACUGCAUCAAUGAACACAGUCAGCCCUGCCAGAAGGACCAAUACAGUUGAGCGGGAAAGCAACGAGCUUGCCGGUGGUUUGGAGGACUGGAAUGACAUUGAGAACUGUUACGUCGAUAGGUACGGUUUCAUCAUUCCUCAUCCUGAGGAUGGCGAGCCAGAAGCGCAAGUGCCGCAGCCACUACAACGGGUCUCGACCAGCUUGAUGCUUGCCUCUGCCACACCCAGACGGAAGCGUACUAUGGCCAAACGCCCGCCUUCAACAGCCGGGGCUGCAAGUAUCCGCUCUUUUGCCGGCCGUUCUUCGUCCCAGCGAGCUAGCGACCAGCCAAUGCGUCCCACUUCUUCCCAGAGCUCAUACCAGCCUCAUCUCUCGCGUACCACCAGCAGCCUGCGUUAUGCAGCCAACAAGCUUCCCCACAACCGUUCUCGCAAACUCUUGGACGAAGCUGGCGACAUGCUAACCAGCCCUACCCAAAAGACCAAUAGCUUCAGCUUCUCCGAGGACGACACAACUUAUUCCAAGGCCAUGAGGAAGAAGGAAUCCGAGCGUGAAGACAAGUGGCGUAAAAUGGCCAAGCUUACCUCCAAGGCCAAGGACGGUUCUGGCAUGACUUUCGAAUUCGACGUUACCAGCACCAAGCUCAUCGAACGUACCUGGAAAGGUAUCCCAGACAGUUGGCGUUCAACAGCAUGGCACGCCUUCUUAGCUGCCAGUGCCAAGAAACGUCCUGGCAGCCCUACAGAAGACGAGCUGAUUAGAAAGUUUAACGAGCUGCAAGUUUAUCCUUCCCCAGACGACGUUCAGAUUGAUAUAGAUGUCCCUCGUACCAUCAGCAGCCAUAUCAUGUUCCGCCGCCGAUAUCGUGGGGGACAAAGACUGCUUUUCCGUGUGCUACAUGCCAUGUCUCUUUAUUUCCCAGAAACCGGGUACGUGCAGGGCAUGGCAGCACUUGCCGCCACCCUGCUAGCUUACUAUGACGAGGAAAACGCCUUUGUCAUGCUUGUCCGUCUCUGGCAAUACAGAGGUCUCGAUCGGCUUUAUCGUGAGGGUUUUGCUGGUCUGAUGGAAGCAUUGAAUAAUUUUGAAAAAGACUGGCUAGGCAAUGGAGAGGUAGCUGAGAAACUGACCGAACUCGGAAUCCCUCCAACCACCUAUGGAACCAAAUGGUACCUGACUCUCUUCAACUAUUCCAUUCCAUUUGCUGCGCAGCUGCGAGUAUGGGAUGUAUUCAUGCUUCUAGGAGAUUCCGGAGAACCAAUCCAGCCUACCGACACCACCAGUACCAAUGGUCACGUCAAUGGUACUAGUACCAGCACCGAAACCGGACCUGCUCAGCCUGCGGCAGACCCCUUCGGUAAGAGUCUUGAUAUCCUACACGCAACCUCUGCAGCCUUGAUCGACGGAAUGCGAGAUAUCAUUCUCGAAUCCGAUUUUGAGAACGCAAUGAAAGUUCUCACUAGCUGGGUCCCGAUCAACGAUAUUGAGCUAUUCAUGAGAGUUGCCAGAACCGAAUGGAAAGUUCACUGCCGAAAGAAGGGGCAUUAA